Molecule: messenger RNA, 3495 nt
Organism: Elgaria multicarinata webbii
Lineage: Eukaryota; Metazoa; Chordata; Lepidosauria; Squamata; Anguidae
Gene: AMFR
Product: autocrine motility factor receptor
Exons: 14
Coding region: 176-2086 (636 amino acids)
Biological process (GO): protein K48-linked ubiquitination; endoplasmic reticulum unfolded protein response; ubiquitin-dependent protein catabolic process
Cellular component (GO): cytosol; ubiquitin ligase complex; endoplasmic reticulum
Molecular function (GO): ubiquitin binding; ubiquitin protein ligase activity
Source: RefSeq, a predicted model, not a curated record
GGUGACUGCGCGGCCCUCCUCGCUCGCUGCCUCCCUCCCUCCCUCUCUCUCUCCCUCCGCGCGUACCGGAGUAGGCCUCUUUAGUUUGUUGCCCGGUGACUCCAGGGAGCGUUAGGGCCGCUCCAGAAGCGGAGACGGCGGGGCUAGAGCCCACCACCAGGCCGCCGCCGCCAAGAUGCCGCUGCUUUUCCUGGAGCGCUUCCCUUGGCCCAGCUUGCGCACUUACACGGCGCUCAGCGCCCUGGCCUUGCUGGGCAGCGGCCUCAGCGCCUACCGCGCCCUCAGCCAGGCCGCUGCCGAGAACCCUGGAGACCCGGAGACGCCGGAGACGCCGCCGCCACCACAGGAUCGGCUCGGGCCGGCCGCCCUGGACGUCGCCUAUUACUUGCUCUCCGACAGCCUCUGCGUCUGGGUAUUGGUGAAUACUGCCUGUUGUAUUCUAAUGCUGAUUGCUAAAUUAAUACAGGGUGUGGUGUUUGGUCCUCUCCGUGUUAGUGAAAGACAGCAUCUCAAGGAUAAAUUUUGGAACUUCAUCUUCUACAAGUUUAUCUUUAUUUUUGGCGUGCUAAACGUCCAGACGGUAGAAGAAGUGGUCAUGUGGUGCCUUUGGUUCUCUGGGCUUGUGUUUUUACAUCUCAUGGUCCAGCUCUGCAAGGACAGGUUUGAAUAUCUCUCUUUUUCUCCCACUACACCAAUGAACAGCCACGUCAGAGUCCUGACCCUUCUAGUGGCUAUGCUGCUUUCCUGCUGUGGCCUAGCAGUUGUGUGUGGCAUUAUUGGCUAUACCCACGGAAUGCACACCUUAUCUUUCAUGGCAGCAGAGUCCCUCCUUGUCACCGUGAGAACUGUGCAUGUGAUUUUACGUUAUGUCAUUCAUCUCUGGGAUCUUAACCAUGAAGGAACCUGGGAAAGCAAGGGAACGUAUGUCUAUUAUACAGAUUUCAUCAUGGAGUUAACACUUCUGUCACUGGAUCUGAUGCAUCACAUUCACAUGCUGCUAUUUGGCAAUAUCUGGUUGUCGAUGGCCAGCUUGGUGAUAUUUAUGCAGCUGCGUUACCUGUUCCAUGAAGUUCAGCGUAGACUUCGCCGCCACAAGAACUAUCUCCGUGUGGUUGGAAACAUGGAAGCAAGGUUUGCAGUGGCAACUCCCGAGGAGCUGGCCGCCAACAAUGACGACUGUGCCAUCUGCUGGGAUUCGAUGCAGGCUGCGCGGAAACUCCCUUGCGGGCAUCUCUUCCAUAACUCAUGCCUGCGCUCCUGGCUUGAACAAGACACUUCCUGCCCUACCUGCAGAAUGUCUCUGAAUAUCACGGACAGCCAUCGCGCUAGGGAGGAUCACCAAAGGGAGAACCUGGAUGAAAACUUGGCUCCCGUGGCAGUAGUUGAAGGCAGACCUCACCUGAACCAGCACAAUCACUUCUUUCACUUUGAUGGAUCCCGCAUUGCUAGCUGGCUGCCCAGCUUUUCAGUGGAGGUGAUGCAUACCACCAAUAUCCUUGGUAUUGCGCAGGCAAGCAACUCCCAGCUCAACGCCAUGGCACAUCAGAUUCAAGAGAUGUUCCCCCAGGUGCCCUACCACCUCAUUCUGCAGGAUCUGCAGCUGACCCGCUCGGUAGAAAUAACAACGGACAACAUUUUGGAGGGGCGUAUCCAGGUGCCUUUCCCAACACAGCGCUCAGAUAGCAUCAGACCUGCGUUGAACAGUCCUCUAGAAAGGCACACCACUGAUCAAGAGGAUGCUGAAGAGGUCACUCAGGCCGAGAGAGUCCCACUGGAGCUCAACGCAAGGCUGGAAGAGAUGACAGAGUUUAAUGAGACAGAAGCAGAGUCCAUGGAGACCGAGAACUUUGAAGUGAGAGGGAGUCGGUUUUCCAAGUCAGCCGAUGAAAGGCAGCGGAUGUUAGUACAAAGGAAGGAAGACCUGUUGCAACAAGCUCGCAGGCGUUACCUCACCAAAAUGCCCGAUGACACCGCCUCAGACCUCCCCUUGCAGGCCGAAGGAACGACCUCUGACUCCAUCACCUUGCGUCGCAGAAUGUUGGCGGCUGCAGCAGAGCGAAGGCUUCAGAAGCAGCACCCGUCUUAACGCUUUCCGGCUCCUCCUGUUCCUUUCCCUUUACGCCAUUCUGCGCGCUCCCUGUCAGUGAGGAGGAUGUGUUCAGAGCUCAGCAAGCUGUGCUGAGCACCAGUGAGCUGGCUGCAUCUUCACUGUAUAAAGCAUGUGAUAUCUAAUAAGUGUUUGGACAGCUGACAAAUUAACCUUCCUUGGGUAUUUUUUUUUAUUUUAUUUAAGUGACACACAUUUCCCCCCUUUGCAAACCAAAAACGCAGCCUUUAAAGCUGUAGGCCUGGUCUGCUGCUUAAUGUGAAUUGCAGGGGACAGUGGCUGGCAAGGGCCAUGUCCAGUCACUGCCCUGAUGCAGUGAGCUUGCCGGUCUGUCCCAUUUAAGUCCUCCCCCCCUGCCCAGAGGAAACAGAGUAGGUGAGAAAUGAAGGGUGGCCUUGACAAAACCACUCUCCUACGUAAGCAGACGUUGGGGCAAACAAUUACACGGUUCAAGAAUAAGUGUUCCAAUGUUGCAUAGGCGUUUUCUAGAAAAGUGGCAUUGGAGUGUGGGAGUGGAGUGUGCCAAGAGGAGGAGAUGUCUUCGCGUGAAAGACGUGAAAGCUUAGAGUGGCGCUAAGCCCGGUGGCAUCUCUCUGUGGCCCCAGCAUGGACAGCUUGAACAUUCUUGGGUUCUUCCUGCCAGGAGGCUGGCUGGUUGGUUUUUUCUAUGCAUUUCAUUGCCAGCAAUAGAUAUGUGGCGAAGGGGAGGAAAUGGGAAUAAAGGGCAACCAGCCCGGCUAUAUUAGACUUCUUAAUUCAAUGUUUCAGUAAGCAGGUACAGCGACGAGAGGGUUGACGUUUGAUCUUGGAGGCAGCCUCCAGGGAAGGCUCCAUUGUGGAGCGGGAGUUGGCCGUUAUUGAAGAGAGACAGGCAGCAUGCAAAAGGAUAUUUUUAUAAUCUUACAUUUUGCAAUAACGUGUCUGCCCGUUAUCCUAGUCAGAUAUACAAGAUUUAAGAUAACUGAGGGCUACCGACAUCUUAUGCGUGGUCAAACUUUUCUUGAGUAUUGCAAAACUCUGGUAGACGUGUUGGUCUUAGGAUGCAUACAUGAGUUUUAUGAUGGCAGCCUGGUAAUUUUUAAGUGUUUGAGGCGUAUCAUUGUCCUUCAGAAGGUACCCAGUAUUAAAAAAUAUAUAUAUUGGAAAUUGUCUUUUUACUGCAGGUUUUUAGGAUCUUUGAAAGUCAAUAUAAGAAAACGAUGAAUUGUAUGUUUAACUGAAGAUAACUUAUUUCGAUAAACCCCUUUGGAAAGCCUUACCUUGCAAUGCUGUUAGUAAACUUUUUGGGGGACACACACUCUUUUUUGUGAUUCAGUUUUGCUCAGAGCACAGCUCUUUGUUUUUAUUGUUUUAAAAAAGGAAAUAAAAUUCUUGAUCAGUGUUGGAAA